AUGUGGGCGUCGGCGAGAAGGCGCCCCUACGAACGAUUUGACACCCGAUCGAAAUCCGUACCGCCCGCCAGCCUCUCAGCACCGACAGAGCCAAGCUCGGAGCCGAUAGCUGUCCUGCCCUCAGCCUCGUCCGGCGCAGCAUCUUCGCUGUCGCCCAUACAGGCCUUUCACAGAUUCGAACAGGCAUGCCAACGCCUGCGGUGGAAAUACAUCGAUCUCGAGUCCUCAUACCAGCGUGCGCUGUCGCCGCAAGACUACGGCUUCUCGACUCAAGACGCAGAGGUCAACUUCAAAGUUGACUUCCACGAGUUCUACGUCCGCAUCGAACAGGCGCUGGUGUUUGUCCUCCUCGUUUUCGGCAUCACCGUUCCCCGCGGUACCGGCGGACCGAGAAGCCAGGCGGCGCAUACAUAUCAUCAUAACGUGCUCAAGACGCUGGAAGAGGAGGGCAAUCCGCUGCACGAGGCUCUGGGACGAGGGGAUGUCAAUCAUGCGCUGUGGAAGGCAAAAGAGCUACGGAAUCGGUGGAAGGAUGCGGCUGAAGGGAGGGAGACGCCGCCGCUCAAGAUGUACGAUUUGACGUGGAUCGUCAGACAAGUGCUUAGUGGCCUGGAGGUGUCAUAUGGUAUUGCGGCGGGGAGGAUUGAACAGCUCAGGAUAGAGGGGGAUGGGCUUGCUGAGAAUGGAGGCGCAAGUGGUGGCAUUGAUAAUGAUGGCGAUAGCUGGGAGUGGAUGGUAGAGAUGGAUUGGGAGGCAUAA
Messenger RNA from Trichoderma virens Gv29-8, 759 nucleotides. RefSeq lists its product as uncharacterized. NCBI's taxonomy places the organism in Eukaryota, Fungi, Ascomycota, Sordariomycetes, Hypocreales, Hypocreaceae. The transcript has a single exon. The coding region runs from base 1 to 759 and encodes 252 amino acids. The record is from RefSeq and is a predicted model, not a curated record.